UGGAAGCGGAGGUUGAAUCCAUUGAUUUUUGACGAUGUAACCCAUGUCUGCGAGGAUACGUUGACAAUUUCAAUGACAAAACCCUUCAUUGUGUGCAUAACCAUCGCAAGAAGGGCUUAUGUGCUCCUCGCCACUUGAUUUCCGAGUCGGGGAGCUCAGUGUUGUCGGGGUAGAGUCCGUUUCAGCUGCACUGCAUCAACAUGGGUGUGAUCGGUGUGCAGCUGGUGGUUACCAUGGUAAUGGCCAGUGUAAUUCAGAAAAUCAUACCUCAUUAUUCCUUCGCAAGAUGGCUACUCUGCAGUGGCAGUCUGCGGUGGUAUCAGCACCCUACGGAAGAUGAGUUGAGGAGCUUAGCUGGGAAACAAAAAGGACAGAAGAAGAAAGACAGGAAGUACAAUGGUCACAUAGACAAUAAGGCACUGACGGUUCCCAAGGACAUAGAUUUACAGCUGGAGACGAAGUGCAUCGCAGAAGUCGACACAUUAGCAUUGCACUACUUCCCAGAGUUCCAGUGGCUGGUGGAUUUCACAGUAGCGGCAACUGUGGUCUAUCUGAUAACAGAACUCUACUACAGCGUGGCUCAGCCCUCCGGAGAGAUGAACAUCAGUGUGGUCUGGAGCCUGCUGGUGCUCGCUUUUGUCCUUAAGACUCUUUUCUCUCUAACUGCUCACUACUUCAAGCUGGAGGAAGGAGGGGAGCGUUCACUCUGCAUUACCUUUGCUUUUUUCUUUUUUGUCAAAGCCAUGGCCAUUCUCAUUGUCACUGAAAACUACCUGGAGUUUGGUCUUGAAACAGGUUUUGCGAACUUCUCUGACAGUGCUUUACAGUUUCUGGAGCACCAGGGCUUAGACUCCCAGGGUCCCAUAUCUAAACUCACCUUCAAGCUGAUCCUGGCCCUGCUAUGCUCCCUGAUCGGAGCGUUUCUAACUUUCCCUGGUCUACGAUUGGCCCAGAUGCACCUAGAUGCACUCAAUCUGACCACAGCCAAAUUUACACAGACUCUGCUUCAUAUCAACUUCCUGUCCCCUCUUAUCAUGGUCCUGCUGUGGGUGAGGCCCAUUACCAAGGACUACCUAAUAAACCCCACUCUGGAAGAGAAUGUGCCUUUGAUGACUGAGGAUACGUACGAUACGUUGCGGUUAUGGGCCAUCAUACUGAUGUGUAUGCUCCGACUCGCUAUGAUGAGACAUCAUUUACAGGCCUACCUCAACCUGGCCCAGAAGGGUGUGGACCAGAUGAAGAAGGAGGCGGGACGGAUAAGUACCGUUGACCUGCAGAAGAUGGUUGCUCGUGUUUUUUACUACUUGUGUGUAAUCGCACUACAGUAUGUGGCACCACUGGUGAUGCUGCUGCAUACAACUUUGCUGCUAAAAACCUUAGGUGGACACUCCUGGUGGGUCUAUCCUCAAGAAGACCUGCCUUGCGUCUAUGAAAUAAACUCUGACUCUGUGAUGGGGGCGGCACCAAUAGCAGCCCCAACACCAGCUUCAGUGGUAGAAACGGGAGCCGUGGGGUCAGUAGCCCAGCUGUCCGUGGCCCUGGGAGGACUGCGAACUGUCUUCAGCCCCUUGCUUUUCCGGGGCCUCUUCUCCUUCUUUACCUGGUGGAUUGCUGCGUGUCUUUUCUCCACCUCCCUAUUUGGCCUCUUCUACCAUCAGUAUCUCAUGGCGGCAUAGCAUCAACAACCCCGCAGUGGCGGCCAGACCUCCACGGGGUUGCUGUGUGUUUGGCCUGAUCAGAAAGGACUGAGUGUGUGGGGGAGGGGAGGGGGUUACAGGCCUAUAUUGGUGACUGACCUCCUUUACCUUCCUUUGACCAACGCAACAAUGACCGACCAUAUCAUCAGAGCUCCUGGUUCAACUUCCAGUGCUUCCUCCAGAGAUGACUCUGUGAACUCUCGUCAUUGUUUGUACUAAAACGACCAUUACCUUUUUAUUUGGAGAGCAAGAUUUAUACUGCUUAAUAACAGACUAAAGUGUGAGUUAGAAGAAUAUUAAUCGGUGUCGGUGGUGUAUUGCCAUAGUUAUGAGAAAUUGGUCCAGUGUGCUGUGUGAAAUAUGAAUAUUAUGAGGUAAAACAAUGUCUCAGAUGCUGAUUACAAUUAAUUUUACGUAUUGAAAUGUGGUUUGGCAGUUCCACCAGUGUCAGGGGAGAGUUUAAUUAAUAUUUUGCUAAUAUAUUUUUGUCACAACUGAUCUCAUGUAAUGAGUUUGAUGCAUCAACAUCUUCAGAAUCGUGAUGUUUUCCAGCCUCAUGCAUGUCGGUAGGAGUCGGACUGCUGUCCCUCCUAUUCAUCCCCUUCUCUUUUCAGUGGUCGCUUCUUUAAACUAGUAUUGACAAUGAGUUACAUCAGACUUAUCCAGGAAACCCUCUGUAUGACUGGAUACAUGCUGUACAGCUACAUUUAGGUAACGAUAUCACUGAAUCUGGAGAUGUUCAUGGACGCUAAUGUGUGACUUCAUAUGGGCCUUAAAGUCACCCUUUUUAUUUUCGUACGUUUUGGGGGAAAUGAUGGUUGCCAUACUUCUGCCCCAUGUUUUGUCUUUUUUGAUCAAAAAUAUGUGCGUUCAAACAAAAUUGCCUGUUUUACGCAAAUGUUUAAAUUUCAUAGCAACGGACCACAAUAGUGUCUGAAAUAGUCUUAAAAUGUUGCAGCAAGGACCAGUAUGUCUCUGAUUGUAGGAGG
This is a messenger RNA of Cottoperca gobio, 2686 nucleotides long. RefSeq names its product transmembrane protein 161B (gene tmem161b). NCBI's taxonomy places the organism in Eukaryota, Metazoa, Chordata, Actinopteri, Perciformes, Bovichtidae. The record is from RefSeq and is a predicted model, not a curated record.